Molecule: messenger RNA, 2574 nt
Organism: Plasmopara halstedii
Lineage: Eukaryota; Oomycota; Peronosporomycetes; Peronosporales; Peronosporaceae
Product: dna repair protein partial
Exons: 1
Coding region: 1-2574 (857 amino acids)
Biological process (GO): telomere maintenance; mitochondrial double-strand break repair via homologous recombination; double-strand break repair via homologous recombination
Cellular component (GO): Mre11 complex; nucleus
Molecular function (GO): manganese ion binding; DNA endonuclease activity; 3'-5'-DNA exonuclease activity
Source: RefSeq, a predicted model, not a curated record
AUGUCGUCGCAGUCGAACAGUGAUGGCCCACGUGAGGUUGACACCCUUCGCGUAUUGAUCUCCACAGACAAUCACCUGGGCUAUGCAGAAAAGGAUCCUGUACGUGGCGAUGAUUCAUUUCGUUCUUUUCGCGAAAUCUUGCAGCUAGCACAGCGUGAGCGCGUGGACCUGCUUCUUCUAGGUGGCGACCUAUUUCACGAAAAUAAGCCAAGUCGUCAUACGCUGUACGAAACAAUGCGUCUGCUACGAGCUUAUUGCAUGGGCGAUGGUGCGGUUAAUUUUCAAGUUGUGAGCGACCAAAGCGUCAACUUUCCUAACUUUGGCGUUGUGAAUUUCGAGGAUCCCAACUACAAUGUGGAACUGCCUAUCUUUAGCAUUCACGGAAAUCAUGACGAUCCCAGUCGAGAAGGUGGAGGAACUGCCACGCAAUCGCUUGCGGCGUUGGAUCUCUUAAGUGCUGCUAAUUUGAUCAAUUACUUUGGUAAAAGCGAGAAAGUGGAUGCAGUUGAAGUAUUUCCGGUUCUCCUUACGAAAGGGAAUACAAGAGUGGCGGUAUAUGGACUAGGGAAUAUGAGAGAUGAGAGACUAAAUCGGAUGUUUGCUCAGGGAAAGGUGGUGUUCAGAAGACCGGCGGAACAUGCUGAGGAGUGGUUCAGUAUCUUUGUGGUGCACCAGAACCGAGAUGAUAAAGGACGAGGCAGUAAAAAUUGCGUUCCAGAAAGUGUAAUACCAAAUUUUAUUGAUCUUGUGGUCUGGGGACAUGAACACGAAUGCCAGAUUGACGUUCAAGAGAGUGUCAAAGGUGAUUUUUUUAUCACGCAGCCUGGAUCAUCGGUUGCGACAUCGCUUGUAGAAGGAGAAGCCAAGCCUAAAAAUGUUGCUGUCGUCGAAAUCAAUGGCACAACCUUUCGCAUGACAAAUUUUGAGCUGCACACGGUACGACCUUUUAAGAUAGGUGAAGUGAUUUUAAGUGAAGUUGAGGACUUGGAGCCGAACGAUCCCGAUGUUACAGAACGUAUAGGAGAAUACUUAGAGGGGAGAGUGAUAGAAUUAUUACAGGAGGCCGAGGUGGAGCAACAAGAGCGGCAGAGAAAGUAUGCGAUGGACUAUGAACAAAAGCAGCAAGAAAGUCCAUAUCCGUUGCCAGAGGCUUCAAUCGGGCAAAUAAACGAGAAGGUUCUGGUGCUCAUUCGAUUACGCGUGGAACAUACCGGCUUUCCUGUGCUAGUGAAUCAACGUUUUGGUGCAAAGUUCGUGGGUAAAGUGGCUAACCCCAAUGAUAUUUUACUAUUCCACAGGCGAAAGAAAGAUCGUACAAAUGCUUCAGACAAAAAGACUGGUAUGGAACUAGAGAAAUCCUUACUCGGGCGUCCUUUAAAGCCGAUUCCUUUAGCGGCAGUGACAAUUGAGGACAUCUUAAGCAAGCAAUUGUGUGCACCUGAGCGAAAACUCGUACUUCUUCCAGAGGCUCAACUAGGAAUUGCGCUAGAAAUGUUUACACUGAAGAACAACUCGUCAGCUAUCCAAGAAUUUGUGGAUGGCGUACUCGAUGCAACACAACGCGAAUUGAGUUCUAAGAGUGACGCAAAAUCGACACGGGAUAUUCUUAGCGUUGUCGAAAAAAAGAAAGAAGAAUCCGAUGCGUUGCAUCUACUGCAAAAGGAAGAAGUCGAGUUGACGAAGGCCGAUUCUGAAACGGCUUCGUUGAAUAAUAGAUUUCAAUCAAGACGAACCGCGCCAGAUAAUGAUGCUUCGAUUAAGCAUCGUCAUGGGCGGUUUGGCACACCGCGAUCUUUACGGGAAAAAGAGGGAACCUCAACGAAAAAAGGCAAACAAAACUCAGUUUUUUCCGACCUUGAAUGUGACAGCGAUACGAGUCCACGAACAAAAAAAGCAUGUCAAAAGGUUUCAUUCCGAUCCACACGAAAUACAAAAAAAAUUGAAGAUGUUUUACGAUCAGAUGAGGAGGAAGAUUUUGUAGAUGCAACUGCUGAAGAUGAUGGUGACGAGGACUUUAAGCCAGAAGAGUUUUGUGAGGAUGAAGAAGAAAUGACACCGCGACCUUCAAUCAGGUCACGGUCAGCACGACCAAUGAAAGUAAAAAAAGGUACAAAGAGGUUGCGCAAGAGAAGGAGUGAUCUUGACGAGAAAGGUGAUGAUCAUGAAAUUGAUCUGCCCAAUAGACAGAGUAGAACAAAGCGUUCCGCUCCACAUGACUCACAAGCAAGCGUGGUGUUGGAUCUGUGCUCAGAUUCUAGCCAUGAAGAUGAGCAAAAAAAGACCAAAAUACCCCGACGACACAAGAUCGACGAGUUGUUCAAGAAGCAGCAGGAGAGAUACGAUGACGAUGAUGUAGAGGAAGAUAAGCAAUUUACACAACUUGCUGACGCCCGCGGCCUCGGCCCCUCACAAUCCCAGUCUGAAUCGCUUGGAACUCACGCCCGCUUGGUAGGCUCUGCGCGGCGCAAAUUGCCUUUGUCAAUGGUGGCUGCCUCGCAAUCUCAGUCUCAAGAAAUGAAACGUGAAAAUUCCUCAUCGAUUGCUCGCAAAAGAUGGGGUCGCUCUCGUCGUUAG